This is a messenger RNA of Orbicella faveolata, 3297 nucleotides long. Its product is annotated as protein CFDP2-like. NCBI's taxonomy places the organism in Eukaryota, Metazoa, Cnidaria, Anthozoa, Scleractinia, Merulinidae. The record is from RefSeq and is a predicted model, not a curated record.
CCAUAAUUUUAGACCCAAAGGUUCGUACCCAAACUUCCCUCGCGCCUUAAUCAACUGAUAAUAGUAGUAAAAUACUGUGAUUUCCGUUUCCAAGAAAGAAACUAUUAUUAUUUUUAUUGCCUACGUUACAAUCAGCAAUACCUGUGUAUUUUGCAAUGCAUCAAGCUGGCGGGGAACUCGCUAUAGUUGUCUCAAGGUGCACUUUUUAUCAGGCGGGAGGUAUGACAAAGAGGCACGGAUUUUAAACAUUCAUUGCUAACUUAUCCACGAAAAGAGAUGUAACAGGUCUACUGUAUGUAUGUGAAAGAGGUUUCAAGCUGGAAGUCACAUGUGACACGGUAACUACUUCUGGAAAAAAAACACCAUCCAAAGGGAAAGUAUUUGGAACUUGGGGCAGUGCAACCUUUUGUAAAACUUGGUUAGGUCCCUUCUUCCUCCCCAAGUUUAACGGGGUCAUUGCUAGUAGCACGAAGGUGGAGAGGCCAUCAUGAUGGGUAAGCGAGCGGGGAAAAGCCCUCAUGGAGUGGACCCCAGUGAGCAAGCGGUCAUUUCAGCUAGAUUCUGCUCCCGCUUCAGGAGGCUGUCAGUGAUCCAGGUCUACGCGCCACACAACGAGAGGUAGGAGGAAGAGAAAGAACACUUCUAUGAGGAGCUGCAGCAGACGAUAGACGAAUGUAACAGGAGCGACAUUGUGGUAGUGAUGGGCUACUUCAACGCCAAGGUGGGAGGAGACAAAGGAUACGAAAGUAGCAUACGGAGACACGGGAUGGGAGACAGGAACGACAACGGAGAGAGGCUCUGCGAUUUUUCCGUGGCAAAUGGUCUGGCCAUCACAGGAAUAUUGUCUCAGCACAAGGACGUUCACAAGACAACAUGGGUCUUAGCAAACGGGAGAGUGAGGAAUAAGAUCUACCAUCUUCUGAUCAGUAGGCAGUUGAAAUCUGCAGUUCUCGACCCUUCAGUGCAGAGGGAGGCCGAUGUCAACAGCGACCACUACCUCGUCAGGACCAAGAUCCAGCUGAGACUCGGCAAGUAUGGCAACGUGAAAAAGUUCAAGCCCAGGUUCAACAGAGACAGACUGAAGGACACAGGUAUAAGACGGAUUUACUGUGAGGUAGUGAGGAGGAGGCUCGAGGAGAACAGAAUAGAGGAAAGAAAAGCGAUAGAGGAGUUGUGGGAGGCCCAGAGUAAGGCAUACGUGGAGGCAGCAGAGGAGGUCCUUGGGUUCCGCAAAGGCAAGAGCAAGCUCUGGAUCAGCCACAAACGUGGAAGGUGAUAGACGAGAGGAAGGAAAUCAAGACCAAACUGGACAGCACUAAAUCAGAGAGGGCACGGAAAGGGAUCAGAGAGUAGUAAAGGCAGAAGGAUAAGGAGGUGAAGAGAAGCGUGGGAGAGGAUACCAGGAAGUGGAUGACAGAGUCGGCCCAGGCGACACAGACAGCAGUAGAGAACCUGAGAGCUAAGGAGCUGUGAGACAUCAACAGACAACUGAGCGGCAGGGGGCUGAGGAAGACGGCGGCAAUCACUAACAAGGAUGGAAAUCUUCUCAAGACGAAGGAAGAAAGGCAGGCGAGAUAGAAGGAGCACUUUGAGGGAGUCUUGAAUAGGGAGUCACCACCAAACCCAAAUCGACGGAUGAGGAGAUGAGGGAGGGGCAGCUAGAAAUCUACACGGAGCCACCAACACAGGAGGAAACCAAAAUGGUGGUGCAGACUCUCAAGAAUGGCAAGGCAAGAGGAAUUGACCAGAUAACAACAGGACUGUUGAAGGUUGACACAGAAAGCACUUGCGUGGAACUCAAGCGCCUAUUUGACCUGAUUUGCAAGAAGAGAAACUGUCGGAGAAGUGGAAACAGGGACAGAUAUGCAAGAUUCCGAAGACAGGGAACCUACAGCAACGUGGUAAUUGGAUAGGAUUGGCGCGGCUACCUAUUGCUAGCAAGGUGCUGGGAAAGAUUCUGAUCAGCAGAAUACAAGGCAGUGCGGACCACAGGCUGAGGAAAGAGUAGGCAUGGUUUAGACCAGGAAGAGGCACAGUCGAACAGAUCUUCAUCCUACGUAACAUCUUGGAGCAAGUAAACGAAUGAAAUGCAACCAUCCAUGUACUUUCAUUUCGUCGACUUCGAGAAGGCGUUUGACUUGGUGUACAGAGACAGCCUGAGGAGGAUAAUGAGAGCGUACGGGAUUCCAGACAAGCCGAUAGGAAUGGUGAAGGUGCUGUAUGACGAAUUUACAUGCGCAGCGAUCGACGAAGGAGAAAUAACGGAGAAAUUACCGGUGGUCAACGCCGUGAAGCAAGGAUGUUGCAUGUCGGGAUUCCUGUAUUUAAUGGUCAAUGACUGGGUGAUGAGGAAGACGGUGGACGAACAGAGGACAGGCAUCAGAUGGGACUUUCCAAGGCUACUGGCAAACAUUAACUAUACGCAGACGGCCCGCUUCUGCUAACAUCAAGAGCAGACCAUAUGCAGGGAAGAAGCAGCCAGGCUAAGGGAGAAUGCAGGCAGGGCAGGAUUGAAGCUGACCCUACAGAAAUUCAAGUGGAUGAGGGUCAACAGCAGGAACAACGAGGGACUGAAAGUAAGAGACAGCAUGGUGGAGGAAGUGGACAGUUUCAAUUACCUGGGGGCGCAAGUGACGAAGGACGAAGGACGAAGGAGCAACAUUGGACAUCAAGAUAGAAGAGGAUAGCGCUGGCUUAUGCAAGCUUCAACGGGCUGAACAAGAUCUGGCACGCAAGACACAUCAGGAGAAAGACAAAGACAAGGCUUUUCAAGACGCAAGUGGUGCUUUCAGUGCUUCUCUACGGCUGUGAAACGUGGAACACGACAAACGGAAAGGAAAAGAAGCUUGACAUCUUCCAGACCAAGAGCCUCCUAAUCUUCCGCAUCAGAUGGCAGCAGCGCCUGCUAAACAAGGAAGUGCUGGAGAUGGCAGGAACAGAUCCAAUAAGUGGGGAGGUAAGAAGGAAGAGAUGGUGCUGAAUUGGACAUGUCUUGAGGAAAGAAGUGAACAACGACUGUACUGUUGCCCUUGGAUGGAGGCCGGAGGGGAAGACAAGCAGAAGCAGACCCAAAACUACCUGGCGUCGCACUGUAGGGAAGGAGAGAGAGACAAGGUUGGAACAGAUGGAUAAGAGCAAGACAGGCAGCAAACAACCGCCAGCAGUGGAGGGAAGAUGUCCGGGCCUUGUGGCUCCAGUCGCCAAGAAAUUUAACUUCAGCUACCAUCGCCAGUUGCUCUGAUUGUGUUGGCCACUGUAUUUCUAUGGUAUGAGAUAAAAUAGUUAUGCAACCCUUUC